UUGUGUCAGGCCUGUGAUUGGACUGCAGAGUACACUAGGGAGGAGGAACACAGAAGUAAAAAGCAAAGAGCUGAGGAGAGGGGAAAAGCCCUCUUUACCCCCAACCCCAUGCAUACUCACCCAUGCCUGAAAGAGGGUUUAGCCACUAGCCUGGCGAGGGUCAGCAUGUGUCAAGGGUGGUGGCAACAGAUGGACUCAGGAAGCUUUCUACCCCAAGAUGGGCUGCAAGGCUUCCAGGGACUGGCCUGCCAACAGCUGGACUUGAUCACCAGCUUGCAAAGUGAGGUCAUGCAUCUGGUGGAAUAACAAGCAGAUUUUUCUCUCCGGCUGUUUUUAGAGGGUUUUCAUAGCGGCUAGAAAGCAGAUCACCAACUGGACCCUGGAAUUUUCUUCAAGAAGCUCAGCAUAGGAGAUUCCACCCCUGGGUGGUUCGCAGGACAAUGAUGGCCCUUCGGCGAGCUUCUGCUUUCCUGGUUCUGCUCCUCGUGGCUUUUCUGCCCCCACCGCAGUGUGCCCAGGACCCUGCCAUGGUGCACUACAUCUACCAGCGCUUCCAGGUCUUGGAGUACGAAAAGGAAACGAGGAGAGGAGUCAUGGCUUCUGAUGCAAGUCACGCGCUGGAAGUGGCCCUGGAGCAAAUGGACGGGAUCAUUGCAGGCACUAGAACAGGCACGGACAUCAGUGAUGGCACCAGUGAGCCAGGCCUGGGCUCCCCGGCCUCCUACACCAACCCCCUCCCUGUGCUCCAUCUGGUCGAGGACCUGAAGCUGGCCCUGGAGAUGGUGGAGCAGCCGCAGGAGAGAGCAGCCCUGCUGAGUCAGAUCCCGGGCCCCACGGCCGCCUACAUACAGGAGAGCUUGUCCCAGGUAAAUCACCAUGGUGCUGCUAGUACUGAAACGUACCAGGAACGCUUGGCGCGUCUAGAAGGAGAUAAGGAGUCCCUCAUAUUACAGGUGAGUGUUCUCACAGACCAAGUGGAAGCCCAAGGAGAGAAGAUUCGAGACCUAGAAGUGUGUCUGGAAGGACACCAGGUGAAACUCAAUGCUGCUGAAGAGAUGCUUCAACAGGAGCUGCUAAGUCGUACAUCUCUGGAGACCCAGAAGCUCGAUCUGAUGUCUGAAGUGUCUGAGCUGAAGCUCAAGCUUGUUGGCAUGGAGAAGGAGCAGAGGGAGCAGGAGGAGAAGCAGAGAAAAGCAGAGUCGGUUCUGAAUGUGAUCAGUGAGCUGCAGGAGCAGAUGUGUAGGCUGCAGCUGGACAUCCACAGGCAGAUUCAAGAGCGCCUCGUACGCAGUAGGGGGCACCCUGAGGAGGUGGCGGCCCGCGGUGGUGCAGCCGAGCCCCAGGCCUGCAGCCAGGACUGUGCCUGUUGGGAGGGGUCACCUGAGUUACUGCAAGAGCUCAGGCACCUCAAAAUCAAGGUGGAAGAGCUGGAAAAUGAACGGAAUCAGUAUGAGUGGAAGUUGAAGGCCACUAAGGCUGAGGUAGCCCAGCUACAAGAACAGGUGGCCCUGAAGGAUGCAGAAAUUGAGCGUCUGCACAGCCAGCUCUCCCGGACUGCAGCGCUCCACAGUGACCAUGCAGAGAAAGAUGAAGAAAUUCAGCAUCUGAAAAUGGGGAUGGAAACCUUGCUUGUUGCCAAUGAAGAUAAGGACCGUCGGAUAGAGGAGCUCACAGGGCUGUUAAACCAGUACCGAAGGGUGAAGGAGAUCGUGAUGGCAACUCAAGGUUUUCUGAGCACAUCAAAUGGUAGUGAUCAUCCCUUCACAUUGAUGCACCCAGGGCCUUCAGACAGAACUCUCUCAAUCAAUGAGGAAGAACUGGAGGGAAGUUUCAGAAAGUGGAACACUGCAAACAAAGGCCCUGAAGAAUUAUUUACACCAGAGAUGCCUCCAAGAUGUGGCUCUCCCACAGCGGGCCCACCUCCACUACCCCAGAAAUCACUGGAAACCAGGGCUCAGAAAAAACACUCCUGUAGUCUAGAAGACUUGAGAAGUGAAUCUGUGGAUAAGUGUGUCGAUGGGAGCCAGCUCUCCCCAUCUCCCUUGGGAGACCCCGAGGAUAGCCCUUUUCUGGCGGAGCACAAAUACCCCACAUUACCUGGGAAGCUUUCAGGAGCCACGCCUAAUGGAGAGGCUGCCAAAUCUACUCCUGCCUCCCAGCCUGACCCAGCAGGGAGCAGCCUUCUGAGGCUGAAUCGUGGCCGGAGUGUCAGUGCCCCUGUGUUAGGAGACACAGAGAGUGGUUGGGAUGACACUGCCAUGGUCAAUGAGCUCUCAUCCACGUCAUCGGGCACGGAGUCGGGCCCCCAGUCUCCCCUGACACCAGAUGGUAAACGGAGCCCCAAAGGUAUCAAGAAAUUCUGGGGAAAAAUCCGAAGAACUCAGUCAGGCAAUUUCAACACUGAUGCGCCAGGAAUGGCAGAGUUUCGGCGAGGAGGGCUCCGAGCAACUGCAGGGCCUAGACUCUCCAGGACCAGAGACCCCAAGGGUCAGAAAAGUGACGCCAAUGCCCCUUUUGCCCAGUGGAGCACAGAGCGUGUGUGUGCAUGGCUGGAGGACUUUGGCCUGGGUCAGUACGUGAUCUUUGCCAGGCAGUGGGUGACUUCUGGCCAUACUUUACUGACAGCGACCCCUCAGGACAUGGAAAAGGAGCUAGGAAUUAAGCACCCUCUUCACAGGAAGAAGCUGGUUUUAGCAGUGAAAGCCAUCAACACCAAGCAGGAGGAGAAGUCUGCCCUGCUGGACCAUAUUUGGGUGACACGCUGGCUUGAUGAUAUAGGCCUCCCGCAAUACAAAGACCAGUUUCAUGAAUCCAGAGUUGAUGGGCGGAUGCUGCAAUACUUAACUGUGAACGAUCUACUCUUCUUAAAAGUCACCAGCCAACUACAUCAUCUCAGCAUCAAAUGCGCCAUUCAUGUACUGCACGUCAACAAGUUCAACCCCCACUGUCUGCACCGGCGGCCAGCUGAUGAGAGUAACCUUUCUCCUUCUGAAGUCGUGCAGUGGUCCAACCACAGGGUGAUGGAGUGGUUGCGAUCCGUGGACCUUGCAGAGUAUGCACCCAACCUUCGUGGGAGUGGUGUCCACGGAGGUCUCAUUAUCCUGGAGCCACGCUUCACUGGGGACACCCUGGCUAUGCUUCUCAAUAUCCCACCACAAAAGACACUCCUCAGACGCCACCUAACCACUAAAUUCAAUGCCCUGAUUGGUCCUGAGGCUGAACAGGAAAAGCGAGAGAAAAUGGCUUCACCAGCUUACACACCACUGACCACCACCGCCAAAGUCCGGCCAAAGAAACUAGGAUUUUCACAUUUUGGAAACAUAAGAAAAAAGAAGUUUGAUGAAUCGACGGACUAUAUUUGCCCAAUGGAGCCCAGUGACUGUGUUGGUGAGAGUCACAGGGUGUACAGUGGCUACCGAGGCCUCAGCCCCCUUGAUGCCCCUGAGCUGGAUGGGCUAGACCAGAUGGCGCCUUCGGAAGGCACUGUGACGCAGAUAGGGCUCCUCUCCCAAGACAUUCACCGCCUCACGACCAUGUUGAGCCAGGACCAGCUGCUGAACGACUCUCGCCUGGCCACUCCCAACUCUGAGGACUGGAGAUGACUUUCUUCAUGGCUGGGAGCCCAGAGAGGCACGUGCGGGGGUCCCCAAGCCUCUGCUUCAGUGGGAGCUGGCACCCAGCCACCUGCAGAGUGCAGAUGGGGGCUGGCAGGAGGGAAGCGGAGCUGUGGAGCAGCUGUUCCGGAGGCAGCCCCAGGGGCCCUAUGUUGCCGACCGUGCUGUGCUCUUCACAGCUUUUAUACCUUUUCCACUGAAUACGUGGACUGCAUACCACCUCUGUGGGGAGGGCAGUGAGAUGUCAGCACAGACUCAAUGGCUGGUGCUCUUCCUUGUGGCAGUUGGGAGGUUCUUAUGCCAAAGCGGAAGGGCUAUGAGUUCAUAAAAGCUCUGCUGGAAAUUAGUUCUAAACAUUGCAUAGUGACUGAGCUGGGUGAAAUGAGAGGGAGCCCCUCCUUGGCCGCAUCCAUGCAGAAGCACGUAUUUACCUCCAGGGUGACAGCAGGUUAGGAACAAUGACUUCCUUCCCACUGCCUGGCUGCCGUCACCCUACCCUCGUCUGUAGGGAUGUGGCAGACUUGGUACCGCUGGGCUCCCAGCGUCAGAGCAGCGGCACCUCCAGCACCCCCUUGGGGCCGUGGCCCUCGGCAUAGCUGACAGGCAGGCAGAAGCCUUUCCCUCAUCAGCCUCAGACACAACUGUCUCAUCACAUGCUCCCCCUAGUGGAUGGCCCAUGGGCACCCUAAGCCAGCAUGUCCACUGCAACUUAGCAUCUUCUAGACCAGCCUGUUCUCUCUCAGGCGUCCCUGCCUCAGUGUGCGGUGCCACAUUCAGUCCUCUCCCAGCCAGUCUCCUGCUGGCAGUUGCCUGUCCUCUUCAUCCCUGUGAUACUACUUCAGGCCUCACCUCUCAUCUGAUUUGCACAGCUAGUCUCCUACAUGGCCCCUCACCUUUCCGGUUGGCUCCUCCAGACAUUCUCUACACUAUUCCUUAGAGUGACUUUGUCAAAUUGGUUUUUAUCCUGUUACCUUUCUGCUAAGAACUUUAGUUCCAGAAUCACCACAAUGCAGUUCCAGAACCCAGAGUCAAAGACCCCUGCACCCAGGCCCUUCUGAAUCUUCAGCCGCACAAACUGCGCUGUAGCCUGUGCUCCUUCUCGCAUGGUAGGAUGUACUGUCCCCUAAACCCAUCACUGCUCAGUAACAACCCUCCUCUAGUUGUGACAACCAAAAAUGUCUCCAGAUGUUGCCUGGGGGCAAAACUGUCCCUAGUUGAGAACCACUGGGCCAGGGAAUGGGGUGAAAGUGAGGCCCAGGUAAGGAAAAGUGAGUCAGCUGGAGCCAGAUGAAGGACAGGCAGGGUAAGAUUCGUGUUUAAGAAAACGGGAGGGGGCGGGGAAGAUGGCAGUGUAGAAAGAGCCUGACCCCACCUCCUCCCACCUAUACACUGACGCUAUACCUACACAUAGAGCAGGUCAGCCCAUGAAAGAACUGAGGCCUGAGUGAGCACCUGCUGUGCAAUGAGGGACAGAAAGAUCUUGUAUAAAAGAACAGGAGAGGCGGAGACAAGGUAACAGCAGGAACCCCAGCCCAGUGAUGUGCAGUGGGGAGGGAGACUGCUAUGGGACCGGGUGGAUUUCCUGCCCAGGGAAACAGAUUAACAGCUGCACUUUAAGGUGCAUCUGGAUUAUGAGUGAAAAAAUCCAAUUUUCAAAGGUAAAAAGCACUCGCAUUUGGUGGGAGAACUGCUGGAACUCUCUCCGGGAUCAGAGGUGCUGGUGAGUGCCAAAUUUGCAUUCCUUCCACAUAUUCAUAGUGCAACUGGGAGCAGGGUCCUGCAUGCACAGCAGUUGGACACCUGAUCUAGGCAGUCUCCCAGUCUCUGCCUACCCCCAUUCCUGCAGGAGAUCCAGCAGUCCCAGAGGGCAGCACUAGCAGUGGUGCUCACCCAAGCUCAUGCUGCCCAUGCCCACCUGUCACCCAGCGCCCACUGGAAGAUCCCCAGAGACUGCACCAGCCCCUCCUGGCACCAACCAGGGAGUUCCCCAGAUGCAUCCCUAGGCUGCUGUUCGCCCACCAUCCAGGAGCCCAUCAGACUCCAAUCCCCUGAGACACAUGUCUCCUGUUCAUCUGGCCCCGAGCCAACACCACCAGGCACACACAGUCUAUACAAGGGACCUCCCUGCACAAGGGUAACCCUUCAAGACUGGGAGAGGGAGCCCUUUAAACUAAUAAACAGAAUUAAGCACAGCAAGUCAAAAUGGAACAGAGGAAUAUGUUCUAAAUGACAAAACAAGGCAAAAUUUCAGAAAAAAACUGAAUGAUGGAGAGCUAACUGACCAACCUGAAAAAGAAUUCAAAGCAGUGGUUACAAAGAUGCUCACCAGACUUUAGAGAAGAAUGGACGAGUUCAGGGAGGACUACAACAGAGAGAAAACAAAAAAUAACCAAAGGUGAAGAAUAAUAAAUGAAAUGAAAAAUACACUAGAGAGAAUCCACAACAGAUUAGAGGAUGCAGAAGUACAAUCAGUGACUUGGAAGACUGCGUAAUAGACAAGCAAUCAAGAGGAACAGCAGAAAGAAAAAAUAAAAUUGAGGAUAGGUUAAGGGAGCUCUGAGACAACAUCAACGUCUUAAUGUUCACAUUAUUAGAGUCCCAGGCAGAAGGAAGGGGGUAUGAAACUUGAGAAAAUAAUAGCUGAAAAUUUUCCUAACCCAGGAAAAGAAGCAGACAUCCAGGUCCAAAAAGGACAGAGAGCCCCAAACAAGAUGAUCCCAAGGAGGUCCACAAUACAAUGAUUAAAUUGUCAAAGAUUAAAGAUAGGAGGAGGCAGGUCCAGGAUGGCAGCAUAGAAAGAACCUGACCCUACCUAGAAGCUACACCUAAACACAGAGAAUUCAUCCUGAGAAAACACAGGCCUGAGUAAACACCUUCUGCACGUGAGAUAAAAAGUCCACAUAAAAAUGUCAGGAGAGAUGGAGGCAUGGUAACAGAGGGAACCCUACUCCCAAUGCAGCCUUGACAUAGAUGAAUCACUUAAAACCGAGUAUGAAGUUUAAAGAAAAAAGUAGUAAAACCUACUAUUUCUAAAAAUUAGGUAAGCGGAUCACUAAAAGGUGUUAAAGACAACAUCAUACAUAAAACACAGAGGAGGGGGAGUAAAAGUAGUGCUGUUAGAAUGCCUUCAAACUUAAGCAACCAUCAACUUACCAUAGAUUGUUAUAGAUGUAGGAUGUCAUAUAUGAACCACAUGGUAACCACAGACCAAAAACCUGUAAAAGAUACACAAAAAAUAAAGAGAAGAGAAUCCAGCCAUAACACUAAAGAAAGUCAGCAUGCACAAGGAAAGGGAGCAAGAAAGGAAGAAAGGAUCAGUGAAUGAAAAAACAACCAGGAAACAUUUAACAAAAUGACAGUAAGUACAUACCUAUCAAUAAUUACUUCAAAUGUAAAUGGACUAAAUGUUCCAAUCAAAAGACAAAGGGUGACUGAAUGGAUAAAAAAUACAAGACCCAUCUAUGUGCUGCCUCCAAGAGACUCACUUCAGACCUAAAGACACAGACUGAAAACUGAAGGGACGGAGAAAGAUAUUCCAUGCAAAAAAAUUUUUUUAAAAGGCUAGAGUAGCAGUACUUAGACAAAAUAGACUUUAAAACAGAGACUGUAACACAACACAAGGACUGUUUAUAAUGAUUGAGGGCUCAAUCCAGAAAGAAGACAUAAGAAUUGUAAAUAACUACGCACCCAACAAAGGAGCACCUAAACACAUAGAGCAAAUAUUAACAGACAUAAAGGAAGAAAUUGACACUACUACUAUAGUAGUAGAGGACUUCAACACCCCACUUACAUCAAUGGAUAGAUCAUCCAGACAGAAAAUCAAUAAGAAAACAGUGGCUCUGAACUACACAUUAGACCAAAUGAAUGUAAUAGAUAUGUACAGAAUGUAACAUCCAAAAACAGCAGAGCACUCAUUCUUCUCAGGUGCACAUGGAACACUCUCCAUGACAGAUCACAUCUUCGGCCACAAAACAAGUCUUCAUAAAUUUAAGAUGACUGAAGUCAUACCAAGCAUCUUUUCUAAUCUGAAAAAAAACACAUGUAGAGGCUACAGCAUUCUACUGAACAAUUAACUGGUCAGUGGAGAAAUUAAAGAGGAAACUAGAGAGUACUUGCAGAAUAAUGAAAAUAGAAACACAACAAUUCAAAUCUUUUGGAUGCAGCAAAAGCCAUCCUAAGACAGAAGUUUAUAGUGUCAUAGGCCUACCUCAAGAAAGAAGAAAAAUAUCUAAUAAACAAUCUAACCCUACACCUAAAGGAACUAGAAAAAGAAGAAUAAACAAAGCCCAAAGUUAGUAGAAGGAAGGGAGUAAGAUCAGAGCAAAAUAAAAUGAAACUAAGAGCUGAUUCUUUGAAAAGAUAAACAAAACUGAUAGAGCUUUAGCUGGAUUCACCAAGAAAAAAAAGUACUCAAAAUCAGAAAUGAAGAGAAGUUGGAACUGACACCACAGAAACAUGAAUUAUAAGAGAUUACUAUGAAAAAUUAUAUGUCAACAAAUUGAACCUAAAAGGAAAUGGAUAAAUUUCUAGAAACAUGCAAUCUCCAAACAUUGUACUAGGAAGAGAUAGAAAAUCUGAAUAGACCAAUUGGUGGUAACAAAAUUGAAGCAAUAAUAAUAAAAAUCCCAACAAACAGAAGUUCGGGACCAGAUGGCUUCACAGGAGAAUUCUACCAAAUACUUAAAGAAAAGUUAAUACCUAUCCUUCUCAAACUAUUCCAAAAAAGAAAAGGAAGGCAAGCUUCCAAAUUCAUUCUACAAGGUUGUGAUACCAAAACCAGACACUAUAAAAAAAGAAAAUUACAGACCAAUAUCCCUGAUGAACACAGAUGCAAAGAUCCUUAACAAAAUAUUAGCAAACCAAAUUACAAAAUACAGUAAAAGAAAGGAUCAUUCACCAGGACCAAGUGGGAUUUAUUCCAGAGAUGCAGGAUGGUUCAAAUAGCCAAUCAGUGUGAUACAUGAUAUGCCAUAUUAGCAAAAGAAAAAAAAUCACAUGGUUAACUCAAUAGAUGUUGAAAAAGAUUUGAUAAAAUUUAGCAUCAAUUCAAGAUAAAAACUCCCAACUAAGUAGGUAUAGAGGGAACAUAUCUAAACAUAAUAAAGGCCAUAUAUAACAAAUCCACAGCUCACAUCAUACUCAAUGGUGAAAAACUGAAAGCUUUUCCUCUGAGGUCAGGGACAAGACAAGGAUGCCUACUCUUGCCACCUUCCUGCAACACAGUACUGGAUGUCCCGGCUGUAGCAAUCAGACAAGAAAAAGAAAUAAAAGGCAUCCAAACUUGUAAGGAAGAAGUAAAAACUGUCACUAUUUGCAGAUGACAUGAUACCAUAUAUAACCCUAAAGACUCCACCAAAAAACUAUUAGAAUUAGUAAGUGAAUUCAGUAAAGUAACAGGAUAUAAAAUCAGUAUACAUAAAUUUGUUUCUAUACACAAAUUAUGAAUUGAGAAGUUAAGAAAUCAAUCCCAUUUACAAUUGCAUCAAAAAGAAUAAAAUACCUAGGAAUAAAUUUAACCAAGGAGGUAAGACCUAUACUCUGAAAACUUUAACACACUGAUGGAAAAAACUAAAGACACAAAUAAAUGGAAAGCUAUUCCAUACUUAUGGGUAGGAAUAAUCAAUAUUGUUAAAAUUGCUAUACUGCCCAAAACAAUCUAUAGAUCCAGUGUAAUCCCCAUAAAAAUACCGAUGGCAUUUUUCACAGAACUAAAGCAAGUAAUCAUAAAAUAUGUAUGGAACCACAAAAAAAAUCCCAAAUAGCCAAAAUAAUCUUGAGAAAAAAGGAACAAAGCUAGGGAAAGCACACUCCCUUGAUUCAAACUAUACUACAAAGCAACAUGAAUCAAAACAGUGUGGUAAUGGUACAAGAAGAGAUAGACGAACAAAGAAAAGCACCCAGAAAUUAUCCCAUACUUAUACGGUUAAUCAAUCUAUGACAAAGGAGGCAGGAAAACACAAUCUCUUCAAUAAAUGGUGUUGGGAAAACUGGACAGCUACAUGCAAUAAAAUGAAACUGGAUCACUGUCUUACACCAUACACAAAAAUAAACUCAAAAAGAAUUAAAAAACUAAAUGAGACAUGAAACCAUAAAACUCUUUAAGAAAACAUAUGCAGUAUAACUCUUGAACAUGAGCAUUAGUAAUAUUUUUUUGGAUAUGUCUCCACAGGCAAAAGAAACAAAAGUGACAAUAAACAAGUGGAACCACAUCAAACUAAAAAGCUCCCACAUAGCAAAGGAAACCACCAAAAAAAACAAAAAGCCAGCAUACUGUAUAGGAGAAUAUAUAUGCAGAUGAUUUAUCCAAUAAAGGGCUAGUAUCCAAAAUAUAUAAAUAACUUACAUAACACCAAAAAAAAAAUCCAAGUAAAUAAUGGGCAGGGAAUCUGAAUAGACAUUUUUCCGAAGAAGACAUACAAAUGACCAACAGACACAUGAAAAGAUCCUCAAAAUCACUAAUCAUCAGGGAAAUGCAUAUCAAAACCAUAGAUACAGAGAAGUAUCACCUCACACUAGUCAGAAUAGCUGUAUCAACAGACAACAAUAACACAUCUUGGUAAGGAUGUGGAGAAACAAAAACCCUUGUACACUGCUGGUAGGAAUUAAAUUGGUGCAGUCCCUAUGUAAAGCAGUACGGAGGUCUCUCAUACAAUAAAAUUAAAACUAUACAACCCAGCAAUUCCACUUCUGGGAAUUGAACUGAAAAAAAACAAAAUAAUUCAGAAAGAUAUAUGCACUCCUCCAUUAUCACAGCAUUAUUUACAAUAGCCAAGAUAUGGAAACAAGCUAAGUGUCCAUCAACAAAUGAAUGGGUAAAGAUGUGGUACAUAUACACAAUGGAAUGUUACUCAGCCAUAAGAAAGAAUGAAAUCUUGCCAUCU
Manis pentadactyla (Chinese pangolin) is the source of this 10495-nucleotide messenger RNA. Its product is annotated as liprin-beta-2. Bases 441 to 3602 code for a protein of 1053 amino acids. NCBI's taxonomy places the organism in Eukaryota, Metazoa, Chordata, Mammalia, Pholidota, Manidae. Gene Ontology annotation, biological process: neuromuscular junction development; signal transduction. Gene Ontology annotation, molecular function: protein binding. Gene Ontology annotation, cellular component: presynaptic active zone. The record is from RefSeq and is a predicted model, not a curated record. The transcript has 28 exons.